CUUUGGUUCUUUUGAAGACAAAACCACCUCAAAAGUCUCUUGCGUUUACCAGGUUCUGUUAUUUAUUGUUUACAUUUCUGUUGUAUUGGUAGUUCUUCUGGUUUAAUGGUAGUUUCUGUUUAUAACAGAACAAACCCAUGUGGAAUUUGUAUUCAAUUUGUGUUCUAGGGUUUCAUUUUCAAUACCCACUUAGUGUUUUGUUGUAACAUUGAUAAUAGGUUAAGCAAUGUUACAAGAUUAUGCUGUUUUGGUGGUUGUAUUGAUGGUGUAGGUGUGAAUCUCUGUUUGUUGUAGAUGGGAAAUAAUAAUAAUAAUGUGGAAAUUCCCACUUGGCUAAAAGGGUUGCCAUUGGCACCGGUCUUUCGACCAACUGAUACUGAAUUUGCUGACCCAAUUGCUUAUAUAUCAAGAAUUGAGAAGGAAGCUAGUGCUUUUGGUAUAUGUAAAAUUAUCCCACCAUUGCCAAAACCGUCAAAAAAAUAUGUUUUUGGUAAUUUAAAUAAGUCGCUUUUGAAGUGCCCGGACUUGGGUUCUGAUGGGAAUUUCCCAAAUGCUGGUGAUGUGCCGAAAGUAGGUUCUAGUGACAGUGGCAAUGAUGGGGAGGUUAGGGCAGUUUUUACAACUAGACAUCAGGAGUUGGGACAGAGUGUGAAAAGAACAAAAGGGGUCGUUAAUGAUAAUCCGCAAUUGGGUGUGCAUAAGCAGGUGUGGCAAAGUGGAGCAGUUUAUACGUUGGAACAGUUUGAGUCAAAGUCGAAGGGUUUUGCUCGAAGUUUAUUGGGUAUGAUUAAGGAGGUUUCACCAUCGGUUAUAGAGGCAUUAUUUUGGAAGUUAGCUUCAGAGAAGCCUAUAUAUGUGGAGUAUGCAAAUGAUGUGCCUGGGUCAGCUUUUGGGGAACCGGAGGGUCAGUUUCGGUAUUUUCAUAGACGGAGGAGAAAGAUGAAAUCUUGGAAAUCUUAUCGGAAUAGAGGAAAAGCCGAUUGCAAGAACAAUGAAAUAGGCAGUGUAAAUAAUACCCAUAAUGAUGACAUUAGAGAUGCUUAUGUUAAUAAUGAUGCUAGUAAAUGUUUAGAUACAUCCAACUUGUCUACAACUUCUUCAACUAUCUCAUUGGAUGAAAAUUCACAAUCUUCUAGACGAAAGAUUGUAAAUGGUAGUAAUGAUUUGGAAGGUACAGCGGGUUGGAAGCUUGCAAAUAGUCCAUGGAAUCUGCAAGUGAUUGCACGGUCACCCGGUUCACUGACCCGUUUCAUGCCAGAUGAUAUCCCUGGUGUUACUUCUCCUAUGGUUUAUAUUGGUAUGUUGUUCAGCUGGUUUGCAUGGCACGUUGAAGAUCAUGAACUUCACAGCAUGAACUUUCUUCACACUGGCGCUCCAAAGACUUGGUAUUCUGUCCCAGGAGAUUAUGCGUUUACUUUUGAGGAAGUUAUUCGCAAUGAGGUCUAUGGUGGUAAUAUUGACUGUUUAGCUGCUCUCUCUCUAUUGGGUGAGAAGACAACUCUACUCUCGCCUGAAGUAAUUGUUGCAUCAGGCAUUCCAUGUUGUAGGUUAGUUCAGAAUCCUGGUGAAUUUGUUGUGACUUUUCCAAGGGCUUACCAUGUAGGAUUCAGCCACGGUUUUAAUUGUGGGGAAGCUGCUAACUUUGGAACUCCACAGUGGCUAAACGUGGCUAAGGAGGCUGCAGUGCGUAGAGCUGCCAUGAAUUAUCUUCCCAUGCUUUCCCAUCAGCAGCUGCUAUACCUGUUGACCAUGUCUUUUGUUUCAAGGGUGCCGAGAUCCUUACUACCAGGUGCUCGGAGCUCUCGCCUGAGAGAUCGGCUAAAGGAAGAAAGAGAGUUGUUAAUAAAGAAGGCUUUUAUAGAAGAUAUGUUAAAAGAGAACAACACUUUGUCUGCUCUUCUUGGACAAGAAUCAACUUCUUAUGCUGUACUGUGGAACCCAGAUUUACUUCCAUGUUCAAGUAGGGAAUCUCAGUUGCCCACUGCAACCGAUGCUGUUACUGCAACACCAGGAGCAACUGUUUCAGAUAUUCAUUCUGAGAAAAAAACUAAUCAGAAUAAUCUCCUAGAUGAGAUGAACUUAUAUAUGGAAACUCUGAAUGAUUUGUAUAUGGAUGAUGAUGACAUAUCGUCUGAUUUUCAAAUUGAUUCCGGGGCAUUGGCAUGUGUGGCUUGUGGUAUUCUGGGUUUUCCAUUUAUGUCUGUGGUACAACCAUCUGAGAGGGCAUCAAUGGAAUUUCUGCCUGCUGAUUUUGUUCAAGAGGGUCCAAGAAUUUCAGAACCUAAAAACAGUCAUCCCUGUAUGGACCUGGAUCUAACUAAGAGCUCUGUUUCAGAGGAUCUUUUUGCUGGUCCUGAUAGUUCUAUGCUUCAAAAGGAUCUGGCAUUAUCAUCAAUAACCAAGUUCAACAAGAGAUGGAACACUUCUAGUAAAUAUCUGCGUCCUCGGAUUUUCUGCCUGGAGCAUGCUGUUCAAAUUGAAGAGAUAUUCCGGUCUAAAGGUGGAGCAAACAUCCUGGUCGUUUGCCACUCUGACUACCAGAAAAUAAAAGCACAUGCUGUGGCUAUUGCUGAGGAGAUUGGUAGCCCUUUCAAUUAUAAUGAUGUUCCAUUAGAUACUGCCUCCCAAGAAGAUCUACAGUUGAUUGAUCUUGCGGUUGAUGAUGAAGAACACGAUGAAUGCAGUGAAGACUGGACCUCUAAACUGGGAGUUAACUUACGACACUGCGUGAAGGUCAGGAAGAAUUCACCAUCUAAGCAAGUUCAGCAUGCGUUGUCAUUGGGUGGUUUGUUUUCUGAAAAGAGUGCCAGUUCAGAUUUCUCAAAUAUCAAAUGGCAGUCCAGAAAAUCUCGCUCAAAAGUUAAGCUAAAUCAGCCAGCCAAAUCCAAAACAUGCCACAAUAUUGAAAUAAAAACAGAUGAAGUGUUGGGAGAAAAGUUAGAUGGCGUUGUUGAAAAAGAAGAAAAAAUAAUUCAAUAUUCAAGAAGGAAAUUCCGGUUAAAACCAGAAGCAAGUAGAGUUUGUGGACACCCUAAAAAGUUUUUACCAGAAGAAGUUUCAGCUGCUAUUUGUGGCGAUCUGGUUAAGCAUGAUAAAUUUAAUUCUGAAAUUAACCCAUGCAACAUUGGGCAUACUGGAAGUAUUUCUGCUGGAUUGGAACUAUCUCACAUCGGGAACUCUGAAGGGCUACAUGAAAUUCGGGUGCUUGAUGCAACCAGGGAUGUGAGCUUGAAUUACUCACCUUCACGAGUUGCAGAUUCACUUGCAGCUGCUACUUUAGUGGUUGAUAAUAUUGGGCAGAUUGGCACUGAAACUUUGGACGAUGAAAUGUGUUAUACGGCAAUCCAAAAUAAUCAUCAGACACGACAAAUCAUCAAGGACACUGACAUGGUCAGUGAGAAGGGAAUUUCUUUUGCAGAGAAAUGUUCUGGUGGACAUAUCAAUGCAGCUGAUGAUACGACCAUGGAAAAUAUCAAAAUCACCAAUAAGACUUGUAAUCUAGCUUCUGAAACUCCGUACAAUCUAUUGGCUGAUAAGGAUGUCUCUGUGAAUGAGGUCUCUUAUCCUGCUAAUUCACCAAGUUUACAUGUUGCUCAUCCACCUCUGGGGAGUUUUGACACAGAGAUGGAGGACAAGGUUCUUGAUAAUUUUUAUAUGAACAGUAAUGCACAUGAUUGUAUGACUUCUAAGGAUGAACUGGUGCAAGAUAUGAAGCCAGCUGAUGGAAACAAUGAUGAGGAAUCCAUUUCCUGGGAUGAUAAACUGAUAAAUCAGCCCACUCCUGCCUCAACAAAAGAAAAUUGUGAAGAUCAGAUGCAAAUAUGUGCUGCCGAAGACACUUGGAAUCAAGUGUCUUUAGAUGAUAACGUGCACAAUGAAAUCAAGAUUAUGAAUGGGACUCAUGAGGAACACUUGUCGAGUUCUGUUAUACUGAUGGAUCAGUCUACUAAUAUCUCGCUGGAAAGUUCUGAAGCCCCAACCAAGGAAUGUGCUGCUGCAGACUUGUGCCAAAUUAAGACUACGAUGAAAGAAGCUCCAGAGCAGGAUGUCCUUACUACAAGUGGAAGUGGGGAGGAACUUGUAACGAGUACUAUCACACAGAUGCAGCCUUCCUCUCUCUCAGUGGAAGGAUGUUCUGGAAAACCAGGAGCUACCUGUGCUGAUGUGACCUUCGGCUCUGAAAUGCAUCCAGAAAUUCAGUCUACAACUGAAACUAAUGUGGAUGAGCUUGUCUGCUCUUCCAGUUUACAGAGAAAAGAAAAUUAUCUUAUCCCUGCCUCAGUAGAAGAAUGUUCAGAACUGCCAAAUGGGAUCUGUUCUGAAGAGAACUCAAGCGGUAAUGUGGGAAAAGAUCAACUGCUGAAAAGGGCUCAGACCGCAAAUGCAACUAACGAGGAGAAAGCUAGUUCUUUGACACGGAUAAACCAACCUGCUCCUGCCGUGAUUCAGAAGUACUGCAGAACCCGUAGGGAGUCCCCAUCUUCAGAAAAAUUGCACAUUAGCAAAGAAGUUUCUUCUUCAUCUAAAGACGAAAGAGAGUUAGAAAACAAGUCCACUGCAGAAGAGCACAGUUCAAGUGCCAGUAAAGGAAAAAAAAGGAAGAGUGAAGUGGAGCAGUUAACUGAAAACAAGUCCAAUUGCAGUGGGUAUAUCAGGAGUCCUUGUGAAGGGUUGAGACCAAGGGGUGGGAAAGAUACAGCGAACAGAAGUGAGGUUGAGAUCAGCCCCGUAGCCAAGGAAAAGCUAACAACAAAGACAAUGAAGAAACCUUUAAAUGUUUCAGUUCCUCGCCAGGAGAAGAAAAAGUUCAUAAAGAAGCAUUACAGGUGUGACUUGGAUGGCUGUCGCAUGAGUUUUGAGACAAAGACAGAGCUUUCUUUGCACAAACGGAAUCGAUGCCCACAUGACGGAUGUGGGAAGAGAUUCAGCUCUCAUAAAUAUGCAAUAAUUCAUCAACGAGUUCACGAUGAUGAUCGGCCCCUUAAAUGCCCCUGGAAUGGUUGUUCCAUGUCAUUCAAGUGGGCAUGGGCUAGGACUGAGCAUAUACGGGUGCACACAGGAGAGCGGCCAUACAAGUGCAAGGUUGAGGGCUGUGGCCUUUCUUUCAGGUUUGUGUCUGAUAUUAGCCGACAUAGACGUAAAACAGGGCACUAUGAUAACUAAUCCACCUGAAGGCUAGUAAUCAGGCAGGUUUUGUAAUAUAUUGAUAUAUUGAAUGGAGAUUCUGGGGUCGAAUUGGCCUGCAGAAUUUGUGCUAUAAACUUGACUUUCUGCUCAGAUAUAGAUUUAGGAUUAGGCUGAUCCUUCAUGUAGGUGAGCAUUAUUCAAUUCAUUGAAUGCAAUAGUUGAAAAAGUCUUCUUUGAUUCUUGAUCUUUCUGAAACUCAACUUUUGAUGCUGUUUUAUUUUUAGAUGAGCAUCUUAGGCCAGGCAUUUUGUAGAAUUGAAGAUAGGAUACAUGAGUCUUUUGUUUAAUCAGAUUGUUACAAAAUUUGUGACUUCUUAAGAAAGAUCCAAGAGGGAUUUGAGUCAAUUGCUAGAUUGAAAUUGAAAAUGUGUCGAAAGCAGGAGAUGAAUUCAAUGACAAUUUCUUUCAUCU
Molecule: messenger RNA, 5598 nt
Organism: Pistacia vera
Lineage: Eukaryota; Viridiplantae; Streptophyta; Magnoliopsida; Sapindales; Anacardiaceae
Product: probable lysine-specific demethylase ELF6
Exons: 7
Coding region: 295-5163 (1622 amino acids)
Biological process (GO): chromatin remodeling
Cellular component (GO): nucleus
Molecular function (GO): histone H3K4me/H3K4me2/H3K4me3 demethylase activity
Source: RefSeq, a predicted model, not a curated record